GGCUGCGGUCCCGCGAUCCCGGCAGGAGCCGCCCGGCUCCGGGGCUGGAGCGAGGGCCAGGGAGAGCCCGGCACAUCCCCGCUCACCUCCGGGCAGCUCGGCAGCGCUGCUGCCCCCAGCGCACCUGGAGCCUCCUCGGCCUGCGGGAUGGCCGAGGGGGAAAUCUCCACCUUCAGCGCCCUGACGGAAAAAUUCAACCUCCCCUCGGGCAACUACAAGAAACCCAAGCUGCUGUACUGCAGCAACGGGGGGCAUUUCCUGCGCAUCCUCCCGGACGGCACCGUGGAUGGCACCAGGGACCGCAGCGACCAGCACAUUCAGCUGCAGCUGAGCGCGGAGAGCGUGGGGGUGGUGCACAUCAGGAGCACGCAGUCGGGGCAGUACCUGGCCAUGGACACCAACGGGCUGCUCUACGGCUCGUUACUGGGUGAGGAGUGUCUGUUCCUGGAAAGGCUCGAAGAAAACCAUUACAACACCUACGUCUCCAAACUGCACGCGGACAAGAACUGGUUUGUGGGGCUGAAGAAGAACGGGAACAGCAAGCUGGGCCCGCGGACUCACUACGGCCAGAAGGCGAUCCUCUUCCUGCCACUGCCCGUCUCAGCCGACUGACACCCGGCCCUGAGCCUCAGAGAUGGCCCCAAAUCCCAAAACCCGACUGCUGCUGCCUCCUUAGAGCUCAGCAGAGCUCCGAGCUUUAGGUCAAGGCUUUGCCAAUCUAGCCAAAGCCCCUUUGUUCUGCACGAAGCUUUGCAGAGAUGAGGGGAUGAGCCCUGCCAUCCUCCCAAGGUCCAGGGGGCCCCAUCUCCCCCUGCCCUCAGCCGUGUGCCCAUGUGUGCCUUGACCCUCAGCUGUGUGCCCACGUGUGCCAUGACCCUCAGCUGUGUGCCCCUCAGCUGUGCCCACAUGUGCCAUGACCCUCAGCUGUGUGCCCAUGUGUGCCAUGACCCUCAGCUGUGUGCCAUGACCCUCAGCUGUGCCCACGUGUGCCAUGACCCUCAGCUGUGCCCACGUGUGCCAUCCCCACGCUGCAGCUCCCAGGACCUGCCCUGGGCAGGCACUCAGAAAUGUGCCCAAGGAUCACACCGGUUCCCAUUUUGUGUCCCCAGGCAUUCUAAGGCAAAACCUCUCCAGGUACUUACUGUGUGUUAAUGUAUUUAUCCAUCCAGGUGUGUGGCUUCUGACAUGCCCUCGAGUAAUUCCAGAUUGCAGCACCAGUCCAGGGCCAGCCUGGUAAGUGCCAGCUGGGCAUGUUAAGCUGAACCAGGCAAAGCUCCAGCCUCAGACCUUGGCCUCCCUCACGACAUCAAUAGUGUGUAUUUCAUGCUAAUACCUGCCAUAUGUUAUUUGUAUUUAUUUAUUAAGUAAACAUGUCUCUUCUACAAGCUGUU
Messenger RNA from Parus major (Great Tit), 1391 nucleotides. RefSeq names its product fibroblast growth factor 1 (gene FGF1). Bases 148 to 612 code for a protein of 154 amino acids. Lineage: Eukaryota; Metazoa; Chordata; Aves; Passeriformes; Paridae. Gene Ontology annotation, molecular function: fibroblast growth factor receptor binding; growth factor activity. Gene Ontology annotation, biological process: fibroblast growth factor receptor signaling pathway; positive regulation of protein phosphorylation; regulation of cell migration. The transcript is spliced from 4 exons. The record is from RefSeq and is a predicted model, not a curated record. Gene Ontology annotation, cellular component: cytoplasm.